Pelagomonas calceolata is the source of this 2275-nucleotide messenger RNA. Lineage: Eukaryota; Pelagophyceae; Pelagomonadales; Pelagomonadaceae. The record is from the annotation of a GenBank genome assembly.
AUGAUGCGCCCGCUCAUAAUAGUCCUCGCCACGCUGGCCGCAGCCAAGGACCUCCAGAAAUUGCUAAGGCAAAUGACGCUGGAAGAAAAAUUAGGACUGCUCCACGGGUCGCCGAGCAACUACACCGGCGCCACGACAGCAAUCACGCGCCUCGGCGUCCCGCGGCUGCUCCUGAACGACGGGCCCCAGGGCUUCCGCGCGCCGCCUUCGUUAGACGGCACGUCCACGGCCUUCCCGAGCGGCCUCGCCGUCGCCGCGACGUUCGACGAUGCGCUCGCGGCGACGUGGGCCGCGACGAUCGCGUCCGAGUUCGCAAAAAAGGGCGCGACCGUGUUAUUGGGGCCGGGGCUCAACGUCGCGCGCGUUCCUUUCAAUGGUCGCAAUUUUGAAUAUUGCAGCGGCGAGGACCCCUACCUCGGCGCACGGAUGGCCUCUGCAAUUAUCCCGGCGAUCCAGUCCCAGAAUGUCAUAGCGACGGCGAAGCAUUAUGUGUUGAACAACCAGGAGACGGGUAGAGUGGGAGCCGAUUCUAUCAUCGACGAGCGCACGUGGCGCGAGAUCUACCUGCCGCCCUUCGAGAGCGCGGUCGCGCAUGGCGCGCUGUCCGCGAUGUGCAGCUACAACCGUAUUACGUUGGAUAACGUGACGGCCUGGGCCUGCGGGCACCGGUGUGGAAAUCAACCAGCGACGUCGCGUCGCAUGGAAAUUCCACGCCAUCGAGCUGCUGCAGUUACGUAGCUGCGUCUGCGCGAUGGUGUGGCGAUUCCACGCCAUCGACGCGACGUCGUCCCCGUGACCGCGUCGGCUCGAUGGCGUGGAGGCUCAUUAAGGUCCACGCAAUAUUUCUCAGGGGGACAAAAUCGCGUCGAUGGCGUCGGGCGUCCGAAAUCUGAUUUCCACGCAGGCGAGCACCCCACGACGCUCCAGCACCUCAAGGAACAGUCAUCAGUAUUCGUCAUGAGCGACUGGCUCGCGACGCACUCGACGCAAGCUAUUGUCAAAGGCCUGGACCAGGAGAUGCCCUCCGACUUCUACUUUGGGAGCAGGCUGCGGGACGCCGUGGAGAGCGGCGCCGUCGACGAAGCUACGAUAGAUGCGGCUUCACUAAAUGUCUUGCGGGCGAUGCAGACAAUAGGGGCCCUCGGCCGCGCGCCGCGCGGCGACUUGAUGAAGGACGUGUCGACGCCAGCGAAUAGAGAUAUCGCGCGGCGCGUCGCGGCGCAUGCGAUCGUGCUGCUCAAGAACAACAACAUCCUGCCGCUGCGCACGUGCGCGGGCCUCGUCGUACUCGGCGACCUGCAAAACUACACCGUCGGCGGCGGCUCGGGUAGGGUGGUGGGCCGCACCGUGUCCCUGACCGAUGCGUUCGAAACGCGCUGCGGUAUUGUGGAGGCCUACGCCGAUCUAGAGUCUGAAAAAGCACAAGACGCCGUCGCGACGGCCACCAACGUAUUGGUAGUGACCGGCUCACAAUCGACGGAGGGCGCGGACCGCUCUACAUUAGCUCUAGACGGCGAAGCGAUGAUCGACGCAGCGGCAAAGCUGAAUCACAACAUUAUUGUAGCGUGCGCGGCGCCGGGCGCCUUCCUCACAGGAUGGCGCGAUAGCGUCCAAGCCAUCCUAACGACGUGGCCCGGCGGCCAGGAGCUCGCCCAUGCGUUGGUCGACGUCCUUUUUGGGGAGGUGAAUCCCAGUGCGAGGCUGCCUUUGACAUUGCCGAUGACGGAGACCGACCUCAAGUUCACGCAGCGGAUGUAUCCUGGUCUACCGGACCCGGCACCUCCGAAAGGCUGCGCGGACCCAUGCUUGCGCGUUUUCUAUGAUGAAAAGUUGGAGGUCGGGUACCGACGCUACGACUCCCAUAACAUCGAGCCGGCCUACGCCUUCGGCCACGGGCGGUCCUACACGUCCUUUGUCUAUGGGAAUUUGACCGUGUCUCUCUCUCAAGUUACUUUCGACGUGCGCAACAUUGGUGGAGUCGCGGGCGCCGAGGUCGCGCAGCUCUAUGUGGUCCCACCCUCCUCACGGGGUUAUCAGCAGCUCAAGGGCUUCCACAAGACGGCCGUGCUGGCCCCCGGUCGUGUCGAGCGCGUGACGCUCCGCUUCGACGCCAGAACUUUUUCCGCGUUCCUCGACGGCGCCUGGCGGCGCAUUCCUGGUAGUCAUGAAUUGCGCGUCGGCGCGUCGUCGCGCGACGCGCGCCUGCGCGGGACCGUCGACGUCUGAGUUCCGUGGUGACGCGGCGACGGCGUGGAGUCUAGGCGUGGAGGACGCC